Molecule: messenger RNA, 4857 nt
Organism: Ctenopharyngodon idella (grass carp)
Lineage: Eukaryota; Metazoa; Chordata; Actinopteri; Cypriniformes; Xenocyprididae
Gene: dnmt3bb.2
Product: DNA (cytosine-5-)-methyltransferase 3 beta, duplicate b.2
Exons: 26
Coding region: 56-4558 (1500 amino acids)
Biological process (GO): negative regulation of transcription by RNA polymerase II
Cellular component (GO): nucleus
Molecular function (GO): protein binding; DNA binding; DNA (cytosine-5-)-methyltransferase activity, acting on CpG substrates
Source: RefSeq, a predicted model, not a curated record
CAGAGAUGUUGUUCGUCAUGUGAUUUACCUGUGUCCCACCGUGCAGUGUGGAGGAAUGGCUGCUGCUGCUGGGACUGGGAGGCCGCUCGCGUUUCAUUGGCCCCAGCAGUUCUUCUUUCCUCCCUUUAAGUUUUCGCGGUAUGGAAAAAUGGUGGUGAAUGUAAAGACUGGAGAUGAGAAACACAACCUCAGUCAGCUGUUGGACUGGCUCAAUGACACACUGCAAGCCACUUUCAGUCAAGUGGAGCACACCUGCUCAGGUGCUGCUUUUUGUCAGUUGAUGGACAUCAUUCAUCCUGGAUCUAUCGACAUAAAUAAAGUGAAGUUCACAGCAAAAGAGAACACGGACAUCUUGAAUAAUUUCAAUCUGCUACAGGAAGCUUUCAACAAAGCACAAAUCAAGAAAGAACUAGAACUGAAAUUGUUGGUGAAUGGAGACACACUAAAAACAUUAGAUUUGCUUACAUGGUUCAAAAAUAUGUAUGAUCUCAAUUUUGCAAAGCAGAAGUAUAGCCCUCAGGAGGUUUUUGUUGAGGAGGAAGAGGUGUCAUUGGAAUCAAGCAGAGAGUUUGGAAUGUCUAAGAAGGAAGAACAUUCUUCAACACUCUACAGUCCUGUAGAAACAAAGUGUCUAAACCAGAAAAUGAUAAAUGCUAAGAAGGUGUCACAUGAGUCUUUCUCCUGGAUGUGUUUCACCAGAAAGUAUUGCCCAUCUACCUCAGCUGAUGCUGGAUCAAACUGUACCAAUAGCAAGUACAGUCUAGUAUUAGGCAAGAAAUACUGGGAAGAUGUUACAGCGUCCUGCAGUCAGACUCCAUACUGCCUUUAUUUAUACCAUGCGGUGGAGCUUGAGGACGAGAAAGAGGCCAAUGUGGUCCUGUUGGGCUUUUUUGACAAAGCUACUGGGGAAAACAAGAUCAGACUGCUUAGUGUUCUUCAUCCGAAGGAACAGACUGCUGAUGCCAUCUGUACCGGCAUUGUGGAGAUGCUGAGGAAGUUCAGAAUACCUCUAAUGAAUAUGGCAAUAUUUUAUUCAAAUUUCCCAGAUCAUGAACAUCUUCUCGCUGGUCUAAAGCUGCUGAAACCUGAGAUUGUAUCUUUAUGUGGACUUAGAGAUAUGGCAGGACAAGCAUGCCAUAAUGGUGUCAUGAAAAUGGAGUUUUCUGGCCUGAUUCUGAAUCUCAUCACAGAAAUCUACAAACACUUUCCAUCUUUCCCAGCUGCUCUACAAAACUUGCUUGAAGAUGUUGAGGGGUCAAACUUCAAUAAUCUCCUUACGUCUCAAUGCUCUCUCUUCUGGAGAAUAAUCCAGAAAAUGACUUUAGCUUGGUCAGACCUUGAGAAAUACUUUGGAUCUCUGGAUACAGACGAAAAAGCAAUCUGUCGUCAUCUUAGCGAUCCCAAAAUAAGACUCAGCGUUCUCUUUCUUAACCAUGCUUUGCAACCGCUUUGUGAUUUUCAGGAGAGUUUCGACCGAGGUGUCAGCGUGACACAGCUGCUCCAAGAUGCUUCUCAAUUAGUGAGAUUUUACACAGCGAGUUUCCUCAGACCGAAAGCAGCGGAGUUUUUUCUUAGGAGAAGAAAGACAUCACUUGUACAGGACACAGUGGGACAUUUACCUAGAGGAGAGGUUCAAGUUGGCAAACAUGCUGCUGAUUUUUUCCUGCAGUGCUCUGCGGAGUUGUCUGACUACUUGGAGACGUUCCACAGUUCCAUCAUCUCCUUCUACACAACUGUUACUGUUAAUAUUGUUGAACGUUUACCCCUCCCAGACUCCACCCUGAGAAACUUGUCAUUAGUGUUGAGUCCAGGAAAAAAGCUUGAGGUGACUGGCAAAGUCGUCCAAGAUUUAGGUGUCUGUUUUGGGGUUUGCUCAAGCCCUGAGAAUGUCAGCUUGCUCACAGAUGAGUUUUUGGAGUACCAGUUCAUUGAUGAGGGUGACGCACAUCCAGCUGACCAGUCAGUGGAGCAGUACUGGAAGACCGAGCUGAGGAUUAUGGGAAGGACAUCUAGUUUUGGGAAAUUAAUCGUUAGCUUGUUGGCCCUGCCCAAAACAUUGAAAAAAAAGAUCAUUUUUGAACAGAUGAUUCAACAAGCUGACAGUUUCACGGAGUGGAAAAUGAAGGACUGUGAGGAGAAGGACGUGGCUGAGGACGAUGUCACAGACAGCAGCUCAUAUAAAAGCGCUCCAUCACAUCUCAGCCCAGAGACUCAAGGGAGCAUCACAUCUGAUAUCAUUGACUUAACGGAAAUGGACGACAUUGCGCCAAUGGAAGUGGAGGACAUUUCGCCUCUGGAAGUGGACGAUAUUGUGCCAAUAUCUUCUGAUUCAGACACAGAAAGCCAACAUAACACCGAAGGGGAUCAGCCAUACGUGUCUGUAAUCUUAGGUGAUGAUGAUGACGAUGAAAUCACUGAUGAUGACGAUGAUUACAACUCUGAUGCUGAUGAUGUCAUAUGGAAUUAUUCGAAAAGAAGAGAAAAUACAUCUUCAACACAAAAUGAUGAGAAAACAGACAGUUCAUACCAGGAUGGUUACACAGUUGGCGAGAUGGUUUGGGGGCCAAUUGAGGGCUUUGGUCUUUGGCCCGGACUAGUUCAGAGCUGGGACAGCAAGAGGCCUUGUGGCUCCAUGCGUAAAGUGAUUUUCUUUGGGAACAGAGUACUAUCAGAGAUCCAAGCUGAUGAUCUCCUGCCCUUCUUUUCAUUUGCGAAGUGCUUCUGUUCUAAUUCCUUCGCUACGGUAAAGGCGUAUAAAGAUGCAAUCUUCAGUUCUCUGCAGGUGGCAUCCAGACGCAGUAGAAUGUUUUUUUCUCCUGAGACGGACUCUACAGAUGAGCUGCUUAGAGUUAUGUUGGAUUGGGCCUUUGGAGGCUUUGAACCAUCGGGUCCAGAUGGACUUCAACCUCAACCUCAAUCAGAAUACAGUGACAAGAUUUAUAUGCCUCAAUCAGUGAAUGGGGACAUGGGAAACCACAAAGACCAUACAGGAAAGUUAUUUCAAUUAACUGUGUCUUUAAAUAAACUCCCUGAAUCUCUGGACCUGCAUGAUGGCUCAAUAGACCUUGGGACAACAGAUGCUUACAGAAAACGCAUGUAUCCAAAAUGGAAUCAGAGAUCCUUGCAGACCGUGAAGACCCGUAGAAAACAAAAACAUGCACACCAGAAUAAGCAACAAAAUACUAAACCAGUCAUACAGAUCGAGUCCAGACAGAACAGCCAAAAAAGACAUCAAAUGGUGCAUGAAUUUCUGAAAAACAAACGAAACAUUGAAGAGUUCUGCUUAUCAUGUGGGAGUAUGCCUGUUGAAAUCAUCCACCCACUCUUCGAAGGAAGGCUGUGUGCGAACUGCAAGUAUAAUUUCACGGAGACGCUUUACCGUUAUGAUGAAGAUGGCUAUCAGUCGUACUGCACCGUGUGCUGUUCAGGCAUGGAGGUCAUUUUGUGCGGCCACGAAAGCUGUUGUCGCUCCUAUUGUGUGGACUGUCUGGAUAUCCUAGUGGGUGAGGGGACAUUCGACCAGCUGAAAAAUGUGGACCCGUGGACUUGUUACCUGUGUGCACCUGAGAGCAGCUCUGGAGCCUUGAAGCCCAGGCAUGACUGGAGCAUCCGUGUGCAGGAAUUCUUUGCCAACAACAGUGCCAUGGAGUUUGAGCCCCAUCGUGUUUACCCAUCAAUCCCCGCUAACCUGCGACGUCCAAUCAGAGUCCUUUCCUUAUUUGAUGGUAUAGCCACAGGAUACCUCGUUCUGAGGGAUCUUGGCUUCAAAGUGGAAAAAUAUGUGGCCUCAGAAAUAGAUGAAGAAUCAGUUACCAUCUCUAUGGUCAACCAUGAUGGAAAAAUCACUCAUGUGGAUGAUGUUAAGAACAUUACAAAAGAGCAUAUUAAGAAAUGGGGCCCGUUUGAUCUUCUCAUCGGUGGAAGUCCGUGUAAUGACUUGUCCAUAGUCAACCCUGCCCGUAAAGGCUUGUUUGAGGGCACUGGGCGGCUCUUUUUCGAAUAUUAUCGGCUGCUGAAUGUUAUGAAGCCGAAGGAGGACGACCCACGACCGUUCUUCUGGCUGUUUGAGAACGUGGUGUUCAUGCAAACCAGAGUUAAAGCUGACAUUUGCCGCUUUCUGGAAUGUAACCCUGUGCUUGUUGAUGCUGUGAAAGUGAGUCCAGCUCACAGAGCAAGAUACUUCUGGGGGAACAUACCUGGGAUGAACAGACCAAUCAUAGCAUCUCCGAAUGAUAAACUCCGUCUUCAGGAUUGUCUGGAGGCCGGUCGCACUGCAAAGUAUGAAAAAGUUCGCACUAUCACUACACGGCCAAACUCACUGAAGCAGGGCACCAAUGAUGCGCAUUUCCCCAUCACCAUGAAUGGAAAAGAUGACAAUAUAUGGGUCACAGAAAUGGAGAAAAUAUUUGGAUUUCCGAAGCAUUACACGGAUGUCAAAAACAUGGGGCGUAUGCAGAGGCAGAGAGUGCUGGGGAAGUCCUGGAGUGUCCCUGUCAUAAGGCAUCUUUUAGCACCACUAAAGGAUUACUUUGCUUGUGAUGAGGUCCCCUUGAAAUGAACAGUUUUUAUAAUCAGUUUUAAUCUGUUUCUGUCAGUGUGAAAAGACUCAGGGACAUGAGAGUUUGUUGCUUUUAAUUGUUGUACCUUUUUUAACCAAAAUGUUAUGACUGAAGAAUUGUAUUGAAUAAUAGAAAGAAAGAAAGUUAAUUCCAUUUUAUCGAAUGAUGCAUCAAAUCACAGGUCACUUUUUAAAACUUUUUUUUUUUUUUUUUUUUUCCCUCAAUUUGUAAUCAAGUUAAGCUACAAAUGGAUUGACAAAUUUGGAAUUGAGCAAAAUGAAUAAACCUGGUAAAUGUG